Molecule: messenger RNA, 3094 nt
Organism: Sebastes umbrosus (honeycomb rockfish)
Lineage: Eukaryota; Metazoa; Chordata; Actinopteri; Perciformes; Sebastidae
Gene: pth3r
Product: parathyroid hormone 3 receptor
Exons: 14
Coding region: 391-2052 (553 amino acids)
Biological process (GO): cell surface receptor signaling pathway; adenylate cyclase-modulating G protein-coupled receptor signaling pathway
Cellular component (GO): plasma membrane
Molecular function (GO): G protein-coupled peptide receptor activity; peptide hormone binding; parathyroid hormone receptor activity
Source: RefSeq, a predicted model, not a curated record
CACACAUGAAGCCGGCGGGAGGACGCGCUCCACCCGGGCCGAGGUGGAGGUCCGCAGGGUCCGGAGGAGAGCCCUCAGCACUACCGCUCCCACCAUGCCCUUCACACACACAAGACUGACUUCUUCAUGGUCCCUCACACCUGAUCAGUGGUGUCCACAAGAAGAAGCCUGGAGACAAGAUCACUCCCAAAGCUCAAGAAGAUCCUUAAAGGCAGUUCUUAUUGAAUGACGAAACAAAGAUAACAAGGCACAAAAAGACAAGGAGCACCGAUGGGACACCAGAGAAGAACAGUCCUUAACUUUGGGAGUUCCUUCAUUGCAACCCGAGGAGGAAAAGAUGAUCUGAUGUUAAUCAAACGUCCUGUUUGAGUCGACAGCUGAAAAGACGUCAUGUUGUCUUCACAGGGAACUGGUGCCUUGGCUCUUUUCCACAGUGUCUUAAUAGUGACUGCACUGAUUGACUCUGAUGAUGUCAUCACACGAGACGAGCAGAUCUACGUUCUGAUUGGUGCUCACGCCAAGUGUGAGAGGAACAUCCAGGCACAAACGUCCCUGGUUAAAGAAGGUGACUGCAUCCCAGAGUGGGACGGGAUCAUCUGCUGGCCACGGAGCCGAGCGGGUCAGCUGGUGUCAGUGCUGUGUCCAGAGUACAUCUACGACUUCAACCACAGAGGGCGAGCCUACCGCCAGUGUGACGCGUCAGGGAACUGGGAGCAAGUUCCCAGUAUCAACCGCACUUGGGCUAACUACACCGAGUGCACCGCAUACUUGACCUCCAACCACAGGAGCCAAGAGGAGAAGGUAUUUGAGAGACUCCAUCUCAUGUACACUGUUGGCUACUCCAUUUCUCUAGCAUCGCUGUUGGUGGCGGUCUCCAUCCUCUGCUAUUUCAAGCGUCUCCACUGCACACGCAAUUACAUCCACAUCCACCUCUUCACCUCCUUCAUAUGUCGGGCAGUCAGCAUUUUCGUGAAGGACGCUGUGCUCUACUCCAUAUCUGAAGACAGAGAGGCUGAGCCUGAGUUCACUGCACAGAAGCCCCAUAUGGCCGGCUGUAAAGUUGCUGUUACUCUCUUCCUUUAUUUCCUGGCGACCAAUCAUUACUGGAUCCUGGUGGAGGGCUUGUACCUACAUAGCCUCAUCUUCAUGGCCUUCCUCUCGGACAAGAACUACCUAUGGGCCCUCACCAUCAUCGGCUGGGGUGUUCCAGCUGUGUUUGUGUCUAUUUGGGUCAGUGCUCGAGCAUCGCUGGCAGACACACAAUGUUGGGACAUCAGUGCAGGAAACCUGAAGUGGAUCUAUCAAGUUCCCAUUCUGGCAGCCAUCGUUGUGAAUUUCCUCCUCUUCGUCAACAUAAUACGUGUACUGGCCUCUAAACUGUGGGAAACAAACACUGGUAAAUUGGACCCUCGGCAGCAAUAUCGGAAGCUGCUCAAGUCCACAUUAGUCCUCAUGCCCUUGUUUGGAGUUCACUACAUGGUGUUCAUGGCUCUCCCCUACACCGAGGUCACCGGGCUGCUGUGGCAGGUUCAAAUGCAUUAUGAGAUGUUCUUCAAUUCAUCCCAGGGCUUUUUUGUGGCAUUCAUCUACUGUUUCUGCAAUGGAGAGGUGCAGGCAGAGGUAAAGAAGGCGUGGUUAAGACGCAGCCUCGCGCUGGACCUCAAACAGAAAGCCAGGAUGACCAGCAGCGGAGGCAGCUGUUACUACGGCGGCAUGAUGUCACACACCACCACCCACAGCGUCAGCUUGUCUGCCGCCAAUCCCAAAGCUCUUUCUUUCACCGGUGCUGGAGGGUCAGGGGUCAGGCCGCCACGCCACGGCUCUCUCCACCAGCAAACCAGCCUGCCUGGAUACGUGCCCGGUGAUACAGAGACAUCCCGACAGGAGCUUGCUGUGCGAAAGCCAGGAGGGACGGAGUCUGGGGUUUUUGCCAGGCAUGCCAGAGCCAGCAAGAAAAAUCACGACACAGGAAUUCAUGGAGCAGCCCAAACCCCUGGAGCAGAAGAUCCAGACAGCUGCUUAUCUCUGAAAGAGCUGGAGACCAUCUUGUGAUUGUUUUGGUACAUUGACACAUGAACAGAAAUGAGGUGUUGGACUUAAAGCAGAUGACAGGGAUGAAUUGUUCUGACUUCACCUGACUAGACUGGACAUCUGACUGAGGACCUUCCAUACUAGACAUUUCAAGGAUUUGUUGAGAUUAUUUUGUCAACUUCUUCCAAGGUGAAGAAAGACUUAUAAGUCUUAACUGGUGGAUUUUUCGUGCAUCUAUUUAGUUUCUGUCAGUGUAAAUGAAUUGAAGGGAUAAUGUAGAGCGAGCCAGUUUAUUUCACAACAAUGACCCGCUAGCUGUACAUUAUCCCGCUUAAUACACGGAGCCCCUUGUAUUUGUAUGCUUUCAAUUGAUGUGUAAGAAUUGUGAACAGAUAGAAUGAAGCUGUGGAGAUGUGAUGCUGCAGAGAAUAUAGAAAAGUCAAAGGACAGACCUGGAUGUUUAAACAGGGGGACAUUUUUUGUGAUUCAUCUCUCUCUUCACAUCUUUCCUGUGUUGGAUUUUCCUGGCCAUACUGGCUGACCCCAGGUCAAACUGCACUUACGUGUGUGUGUGUGUGUGUGUGUGUGUGUGUGAGGAAGCAGUAGUUAGUACUUACUUUACCGAGCUAACUGUCCACAUCUGACUAUUUCCAACAGUCAUUAGUGUCCAGACAGCAUGUCUAGACAGGUAAGGUCUCUCUGCACCUUUGUCGUUGCCCAUGUUGUCUGACAGAACCCCUGAGGUGCUGAUUCGCAAACCCCAACCCCUUCCUCCGUGUAACCUCUGCCCCGAACGCCCUCACAACACCAUCCAAAAUUUCACACCCUCCCCCCAGGCCUCGACUCAGAGCAGGAGGCACCUGAGCUGUUUGUAGAUCUCGAGCACGAGUGACAAACCUGCAGCACAAGCCACCAUUAUUCACAAGGUAAACAGACAGGAAAUUGAACUUGUAAAUGUUUUAGGACUGUUUAAGUGUCCAGAAAUAGAGAGAUGUACAGUGUAAGAUAACUCAGAUCAUUUAAUACAUGUUUUGAGAGUUUAAAUAAAGUGAAUUAAAUUAAA